Molecule: messenger RNA, 2922 nt
Organism: Diaporthe amygdali
Lineage: Eukaryota; Fungi; Ascomycota; Sordariomycetes; Diaporthales; Diaporthaceae
Product: cytochrome b5-like Heme/Steroid binding domain-containing protein
Exons: 1
Coding region: 1-2922 (973 amino acids)
Molecular function (GO): heme binding
Source: RefSeq, a predicted model, not a curated record
AUGCUUAAUCCUGGACUCGUCCGGCCGCUUAUAGAUUCGAGCACAACAGAUGCUACCAAGGCGCAAGCCUUAAUGAACUUCGCGCUCACCCUCUGCCACGAGAUGAUGCACGCAUUUGACAGACUCCGUAAUAUGACCCGCCCGGCUGACGAGGAACUUCUGGACGAACCGUUCUAUCAACAGCCUGGCACCAAUCCGGAGGAUUCGGCUUGGGUUAGCGAGGUCGGAAUGGCGUGGGAGCAGGCUAUGAUAGGAGGCUUCAUGACCGAUUCCCCGAGACGAAAAAGCACUUGGGGCUCAGGAGGGCUCCUCGCGUUUGUGGCUGACUUCCCCAAUUACAUCAUAUCCAAGUCUUACGGUAAUGGCGUGGACGUGGCCAAUCAUGAAAAUGACAUAUGGUUUGGAUAUGUCUUUCCAGCAUUCUUGGCGCAGGCAUACGGUUCGGAGGAAUUUUGGAGCAUUCACGUUGCGAGAUAUGGACUGCCUGCACUCCGCGUUCCCAAACUAGCGGUGACUCCUAUCAAUCGUUUCCAACACGGGGCCCCGACAAUAUGCCAGCUCGGUCAUGCUGUGCAGGAGUAUCACCCCCAGCUGAUACAACUCGGCCAGGACUUGAAAUAUCGCGACGCCGCAUGGCGCAUGAUCCGCCCAUGGUACCAGCAUCACUUUAAUGAGUGGUCACUGUCUCCAUAUUGCCACACGGGCCUGAGAAACCAUCCCGAGAAGUUUCGUCUCGCCCACAGACAAGGUGACGAGUUGGCAGCUCAAGAGGCCUUUCAAAGCCUCGGUGCGUUCGAGUAUUGGGAAGGCAAAUUCGUCGUGACUGGCUGCGUGCUGUCACAGAGCAGUUAUUGGAUUGACGAAGCGAUCGGAUAUCUAAUGAUGACAAUAAUGCCCAUCCGCACACAAGAACUUAUGAUUAGUGUUCCUAAUUUUGCCCGGAACGAAUGGACACCAAGCUUGGAGGCCACCCGCGAUGCUACUGCCCAAUCUCAAAGACCGAUCGAGGUUGAUUUUACUCAAUACAACGAUCUUCAUGAAACAUUCCUGAGGCCACGUAAUGUUGCUUUCGCUCCCGGUAGCAAUAGAGGUACUCGAGCGUCUCUCUUGAUGAUACUAAAAUCCGAAAUCCCUAACCGUCAGAACCAAUUUCCUCUUCCCGAUCCUGUCUACCAGGCAGUUAAGGCCAUGUUCGAUAACGUGGAGCGAAAUGCCCCCCAGUUCGAGAGCACAGACAUGUGGUUACCACUUCAGGUCAACUUUGUUCUUCCCCCUUGGCAUACCGCCCAGGCACAGACGAAUGUCGGAUACGGUCCCGCUACUCCGUACGCGCCGUACAACCCCACCGCACAACCUCAGCAGCAUGUUCCUGGUGCACCAGCUCCGAGUACACCGUCUUCAGGCUCGGGUACACCAUCUUUUCACAGUGCUUCGAGCUCGCUCGUAGGUACACCAAAUCAAUCCCCCGGGGGCUCGCCCCCGGGCCCAGUGUCAGCCCCCAGAAGGGCCGCGAACAGUGCGCGGAGAGCCGCAAAUGCUCCUGAUGAGGUGUAUUUCACAGCAGGCGAGGUCGGAAACCACCGCUCAUCUGGAGAUCUGUGGGUUAUCGUUGACGACGGCGCACGCGGCUAUGAUGUCUAUGACGCGACAGACGUCGUUGAAGAGAUGUGGGCGGAUGAUAUUGCGGCCUUCAACUUAGACGACCAUUGCGAGGCCACCCUUUUGGGCCUGAAAGCUCGCCCCAAUCUCAAACAAGAUCUCUUGGCUCAAGGCGAGCGCCGGGGGAAGCUCAUCCAGCCGAUGAGGCAGCAAGACAUAAGGGAGAGAGAUGGGAGGAAUGGAAAGCCGUUCUGGAUUUCAAUCGGCAAUGAUGUGUUUGAUAUAUCGAAUUACAAAUUCGCGAACCCAAACGAGCAAAAUGUAUGCACUAUGCGCCCAGGAGGAAAUCCGUGGAAUGCAGUUGUCAACGAUGGAACGAUCGACUACGACCAGUUGCUUUUGGAUUUUAAGCCAUACAAAUGCGCGACGAUUGCUUCAAAAGUACCUAAUAAGGGCCCUGGCCCCAUGGAAGAGUUUCAUUUCACGACAAAAGAAGUUGCCUGGCACGUCUACCCGGAGUCGACAAUGUACACCAUCAUCCGAGGGCAAGUGUACAAUUUGACAGGCUACAUGGACUUCCACCCCGGCGGAACGACAAUCCUGCAAAAGUGGGCAGGUAAGGACUCGACCCUGGAAUUCGAGAGCUACCACGAAGACCAUGACCGGUGCCUCGCCGACUACGACUACCUCCGGGUCGGCCGGGUGGUCGAGGAGAAACAAAUGUACCAGCUCACAGACAAGGAGGUUGUGCUCAACGGACAUAUCUACAACGUUAGCGGAUUAGGAACCGGGAAAGCUGAGCGUGAGUUGUUAGCGGACAUAGACCGUUAUGGGCUCCAGCGCAAGGACAUCACCCCGGUAUUAAACGACUCCUGGAAGCCGCCACCAAGCUUGUCGCUGCUGGUACAGAGGCCGGACCUCAUCACGGGGAAGCUGGCGCCGCCCCUGAGAGAGAUCGACAUGGACGCGCUGCACACGAACAACGGCGGCCACAUUCCCCACGCCGACGACAUCAAGGUGCCCCGCGACCGCGUCGAGGCCGACCUGCAGAUGCCGCUCUGGGUCUGCUACCGCGCCCUGGUGUACGACAUGACCACCGUCUACAAGUACGGGCCUGAGGACAUAAGGGCUGAGCUCAACAAGUUCAACGGCCGCUACAAGGGGAGCGUAAUCCCGCGGACGGCCCUGGCCGCGAGGCUUCAGGAGGAGUACAGCUGUCGCGUCAUCGGCCGGCUGGUGAGAGAUACCCCGAGGCGUAGGGGCAUAAUCGUUAGUGAUAGCGAUGGGGAUGAUCGGCCUGUUCGAAGGCGUCGCUUGAGCUAG